AUGUUCGAGGCUCGCAGACUGGACUCACGCGUAGCCUCGAAGGUGGACGAUUUACCCCUUAUUCUGGCUUCUAGCAUUAGGAGCUGGGAGCUGGAGGUUCCUGCGGUGGAUUGGGGAGAUUCUGAAGGGAAUACCGGCGAUCAAGUUGAAAAUGGCGAUGGCGAUGACGAUGACGAUGACGAUGAUGAUGAAGAACUGGCCUGA
Messenger RNA from Venustampulla echinocandica, 204 nucleotides. RefSeq lists its product as uncharacterized. The coding region runs from base 1 to 204 and encodes 67 amino acids. The record is from RefSeq and is a predicted model, not a curated record. Lineage: Eukaryota; Fungi; Ascomycota; Leotiomycetes; Helotiales; Pleuroascaceae. The transcript has a single exon.